CAUGUCUACCCCUCUGAGCUUCCUCUUCCUACCCCUCCAGGCCUGCAGGGCAUCACAGAAAGCGCCAGUAAGAUGGAUGGCCCCAUCAAUGUCUCACUGGUUCAUGGUGAUUCCACGCCGAGUCUGCCAGAGUACAAAGUGGUCUCAGUCUUCCUAGUGCUCCUGGUGUGCACCACAGGAAUUGUGGGCAAUGCCAUGGUAGUCCUGGUGGUGCUGACUGCACGAGACAUGCACACACCCACCAACUGCUACCUGGUCAGCUUAGCUCUAGCUGACCUAAUUGUGCUGGUGGCUGCGGGGCUGCCCAAUGUCUCUGACAGUCUGGUGGGGAACUGGAUCUAUGGAUAUGCUGGCUGCUUGGGUAUCACCUACUUCCAGUAUCUAGGCAUCAAUGUCUCCUCCUGCUCCAUCCUGGCAUUUACUGUGGAGAGGUAUAUCGCCAUUUGCCACCCAAUGAAAGCACAGACUGUGUGCACUGUGGCCCGGGCCAAACGGAUCAUCGCAGGCAUUUGGGGGGUCACAUCCCUCUAUUGCCUACUCUGGUUCUUCUUGGUGGACCUCAACCUCCAUGACAAUCAGCGCCUGGAAUGUGGCUACAAAGUAUCCAGAGGCCUGUACCUGCCCAUCUACCUGCUUGACUUUGUGAUCUUCUUCAUUGCACCCUUGCUGGUGACCAUGGUGCUCUAUGGGUUCAUUGGGAAGAUCUUAUUUCAGAGCCCAUUGUCCAAGGAGGCAUGGCAAAAGGCAAGACAACCCGAUGGGCAGGGCGCACCAGGCAGCUGCUCUAGGUCCAAGAGCUCCAUGUCCUCCCGGAAGCAGGCCACCAGGAUGCUGGCAGUGGUCGUGUUCCUUUUCGCAGUGCUGUGGACCCCCUACCGCACACUGGUGUUGCUCAACUCUUUCUUGGCCCAGCCUUUCCUGGACCCCUGGGUCCUGCUGUUCUGCCGCACCUGUGUCUAUACUAACAGUGCCAUCAACCCUGUCAUCUAUAGCCUUAUGUCCCAGAAGUUCCGGACAGCCUUCCUAAAGCUGUGCUGGUGCAAGGCAGCCUGGCCACAGAAGCAUACAGCAUGCAUCACUGUCAGCUGCUACAGUGCUGCCCAGGAGACCCCACUAGGAGCUGAGAAGAUGCAGCUGGGCUCUAAUGAGGCCUCAGGUCCCUCAGCAGCUGGGUCCCUGCAUUGCCAGCAAGAGCCCCAUUUCAGUGUGUGAGGGCUCCUGCCUGACUCCUGACUCCACUCUGUGUUGGCUUGCUUGCUGGUCUGGUUGAUAGCUGCUCUGAGCUCUGGUGGAUCACCAGGUAAAGGCCAGACAGCUUAUUGCUUAUGGGUCAUCAGAAGUCCCUUUACUAUAAAGGAGGACACUGGAAUGUUCUCAGCUGGAUCCUGUGUGGGUAGCUCUCCACUCUGAAGUGAGGCCAGUGGGAACAGAGAGCUGGAGGCCCAGUCUUUACCCCCUGUAUGAUCAAAACCUUUCAUCUGUUUUCACUCAGUACUUUAAACACAUUUUGGAGUUUAUUAUUGAAGAAAUAUCCUUCCAGGAUUUGAUCACUUCUGUCCUUUGGUGAACCCAUGUGCACAGGUUUCACAUGUGGUCAUUAGACAAUGAGGGUUACAUAGAAUGGGUGUCCCAGCCAGGCAC
Phodopus roborovskii (desert hamster) is the source of this 1641-nucleotide messenger RNA. RefSeq names its product thyrotropin-releasing hormone receptor. Bases 73 to 1212 code for a protein of 379 amino acids. The transcript is spliced from 3 exons. Gene Ontology annotation, molecular function: thyrotropin-releasing hormone receptor activity. The record is from RefSeq and is a predicted model, not a curated record. NCBI's taxonomy places the organism in Eukaryota, Metazoa, Chordata, Mammalia, Rodentia, Cricetidae. Gene Ontology annotation, cellular component: membrane. Gene Ontology annotation, biological process: phospholipase C-activating G protein-coupled receptor signaling pathway.